This is a messenger RNA of Drosophila miranda, 1232 nucleotides long. RefSeq lists its product as uncharacterized. The record is from RefSeq and is a predicted model, not a curated record. Lineage: Eukaryota; Metazoa; Arthropoda; Insecta; Diptera; Drosophilidae. Bases 69 to 491 code for a protein of 140 amino acids. The transcript is spliced from 3 exons.
CUAAAACAAGAUUUAAACAAAAUAGUUAAAAAUAAAAAAACAGUGGCAAUGUUGUUGGUUUUUAAGAAAUGAUGCGCGCAUAUUCCUUGGGUAUUGAAAUUAUACGUAUCGUGAGACUGCAAAGGAAGUUUCUGAAGUUUGCACUCCUUUGUUGUCUUAUGAGUGCAGAUGUCGCUUCGGGAUUGUCAGCGGAAGCGCCUGCUGCGCUCGGAUCCCGAGUACCGGCAGAGGGAGCGAGAGCUCGAUCGGGCCAGGAAAGCGGCACAAAGGGCGGUACAACCGUCUGUGCUUGUGGUCCAUCCAGAGGUGGAGCUGCUGCCAACCUCCCAAGGCUAGCCACAACAACAGCAGCAGCCCGACCAGCUCCGCCCAGCGCCGCCUUUAGCCGUUUUUUGGGAAUUCUGGUUGGGCUGACUCGCUCAGCCAAACCUCAGUUGGAGGAGGAGUCGGCACAUUCCAUGGAUUUAUUUUAUGCUAAAAGUGAAGCUUGAGUCACGCUUGAGACAAAGAUGAAUACUUCGGAGGCUCUAAAGCCAACUGCACUCAACAGCAAUCCAGCACCAUCACAUCGUGAUCAUGUGCGAGAAGCUGCAGCUCGCCUUCGAGAUGCUCUACGUAAAAGUACCCGACGAAAUAAUCACUGAUGAUAGGGAGGUUGCACCCAUUUCUUUCAUUGUUGCGUUGCAUUGGUAUUGGUCAACGUGCCAUCCCCUUCUUUCGAUACAUACACUAUUCGUACACACACACAUUCGUACACUAAAAUAUGCUUCGGACUCAUUUUCGCAAAUGGCGGCGCUGCUGCUGCUUAUUUGCAUAUGUAUACAUAUGUAUAUGUAUAUAUACACGAACAGUGCGGCAGAGAAGUAGGUCGUGAUUUUUCUGCGAAAAUAAAAUUUUACACUAAAAAAAAGGUUCAACAUAUGUGGGAUGAUCGUUUUUCCUUUUUUGAAAAAAUGGAUGGCGGUGCGCAAUGCUUGAUUAGCCAACAUAUUGUUUGAGAGGCACAAGGAACUUUUAGGGGUUGCUUCGAAAUUACCGGAAUUUAACGCUAAAUUUCUUCUUAUAUAUGGGAGAGAAAUAAUAUUCUAAUGUUUCCUAAGAAUAUUUUGUUUGGCGCAAAGCAUCUUCCUUUAUAUGAAUUCAAUUUUUUCAGUGUACAGCAAGAUACGUUUUGGCUUCGUGUGCCUGCGCACACAAACGCACUAAAAUAUGUGAGUGCUGUGCUACGUGCC